GAGUGGACGUGGGAAUUGAGGGAGGGAGGAGAAGAGCACUUUACCGGGUCCAAUGACUCCACUCGACGAGACCCACUUACGAGCGAAGACCAUCUCGGUCAUCAUUCCUUGCGUCGGUCGUUCCGUGACGACCCGACUCGUUUCCCUUUAUCUCAUGGUGUGCGUGUUCGUAUUUUGAAUGUACGUGGGAAGGGACGUAGACGCUGCGUGGACUGGAGUAGACAAUUCCGGAAAUAACAUGCGUACACGCAGCCCGUCACGUACGCUCAGGAAUGGAUUUGCAUGGGCUGAAACACUCAAGACUGCCUCAAAAUGUUUCUGCGAAUAAUGGAAAAAGCAGCUCACUUCCGUUCAGGGUGACAGAUGAUGGUGGUUGCAGCAAAAGCUGGAAAAACAAAAAUCGGACAUGAAGUGGACACAUCAGCUUCUAUCCGUCUUAGAAACCAGCGGCUCAGCUAAAAGAUGAAGGGUGGACGUGGGCUACGUGCACAUCCAGCGCAUGAAGAGGUGAAAUGGAGACAUUGGGAGACCUUUUGCAGCCAAGCUCUGCUUCCUGCAUAUCGCUAGCUGUUUCAGCAUCUCAGGAAAGGAGGAUCAGCAGCCAGCAGAUUGCAUGUACGGCAGAUGAGGUUGUAUGCACACCGCAGGUAGACAUGGGAAUCAAUGGCUUGUGCAGGGUGCCAGUAGGGGGUCCAACCGCCGCUGAGUUCCUGACCAGUCUCGCCUCUCAAAGCGACCCCCGUGGACAUCCAACCCCGAUCAAACAAUGCAGAACUGGUUUGCCGCUUUAUAACGGUAGUUUGGCCUCUUUGUCAAUGGAAGGAACCCCCGCGAGCGUUUUGGCCCACACACCAAACCCGGAACCAAUGAAGGGGAAUGCUGGGCCCCCUGUGUGCCCCCUCACCAGCAGGGCCCGGCUGUUAGAGAAUUCGGACCCUACUAUAUCAAGGAGAAUCAGUAAUGACUCAAGAGCUAAACGGCAACAACAAAACAGAGAUGGGGAGAAUCAGGACUUUGGUUCAGAGACUUAUAUUAGUUCAGCAUGGUCGGGGGAUUCUGUGGACACAGUUUUUAACUCAGGGGAGUCUGACUUGAAGCGAAGGAGAUUGGCUGAUGGAAGUAUUACUCAUCAUUUUUCAGGUGCCACACUGAAUGCCGAUUGCAGUAGGAGUUGCAAUGGUGACGAGGUAGUUAACAGUCACUCUUUCACUUCCCAAACAAUGUUGAGCCCUAUGAUCCUCCCACCCCAAAUUAUUCAGCACAACAUAUAUCAGCCAGUUACCACUGGCAUGCCCUAUGAUAACAGUCAGACCUCCUCACUGGAGACUAACGCAAUUCCAACACCUCCACCAUCAGAAGUGUCUGUCUGGUCAGCAGAGCGUGUCGCUAUUCAGUACAUCAUUCCCUGCAUGAAGUACUAUGGCAUAUGCGUUAAGGACAAUUUUCUUGGUCCUUUAUUGGGUGAAAGUGUCUUGAAAGAGGUCGAAGUCUUAAACCAGAGUGGAAAAUUCCAGGGUGGGCAGCUGGUAAGCCAAAGGGGCAUUCCGUCUCGGCGCAUCCGGGGUGACCAGAUUGCCUGGGUGGAAGGACACGAGCAAGGGUGUGAAAACAUCGGGACUCUGAUGUCGUACAUCGACGAGGCCAUUAUGCACAGCGCGGCCAAUGGACAGCUGGGGGACUGUGUCAUCAAUGGACGGACUAAGGCCAUGGUUGCCUGUUACCCCGGUAAAGGUGCAGGAUAUGUCCGCCAUGUGGAUAACCCUAACGGCGAUGGACGCUGCAUCACAUGCAUCUACUAUCUUAACAAGGGAUGGAAUGUUCAGACACAAGGAGGGGUGCUGCAGAUCUUCCCCGAGGGCAAAAAUGUGGUGGCAAACAUUGAACCCUUGUUUGACCGACUGCUCAUCUUCUGGUCAGACCGCCGCAACCCACAUGAAGUCAAGCCGGCCUACACCACUCGCUAUGCUAUCACAGUAUGGUACUUUGAUGCCAAAGAAAGGGCAGAAGCAAAAGAGAAAUACAGGCUAGCAACAGGACAGAAAGGUGUUCAAGUGCCUGUCAGUCAGAACAGCAGGACAUGAAUCCUGCUAAUCACCGGCGAGCCAGCAUAAAAGCACCGUGUGCCUUUCUGAGCUCUUAAUGGAUGCCAUAAAAGGAGUUAAACUGUCAUUCACUUGUGCUGCUCUGGUAAAGGUCAGCCUGAGGUCCAACGCCGUGAAAAAUGGCACUUCCCUUUUAAACAUCUCACUGAAUCCUCACUGAUUGGGACAACCAACUGGAAAAAGACGACUCACAUUUGUGUGACGUGACAAAUCCCUUGUUCCUUUCCAAACGAGAAGAACAUAAAUCCAAUCGGAAACACAAGGAGCGUAGAUAAUCAACAUGACAUUUUCUCCCUCCAAUGACUUACUGUACAGAUGUGAAAUGGCCUUAAUGGAGAACUACUGACUACUUGACAAUGAGGAUAAGAUGGUACUUGUUUUUUCAGUACUCACCAUCCAUGCUAAACUGAACUAUCCACUGAAGAUAGUAGAAUAGGAAGAUGCAUGAGCGUUUCAUUUUCUCUCUAUUCAAUGUGUUGACUGACAGAAUUACAACAUGAGUGAAGACUUUUGACUCAAACAUGGCUUCAUUGUGUCAAACAGGGUCUCAUGGAAGAAUGUUGUGUGCAUGUGUAUGCGUGUCCACUUGAACAAGUACGAAAUUUAGAUGCUGACCAUAUGCUGAUGAAUAAUACAAAGAGAACUCUAGUUGAAAUUAUAAACCAAAAACAGAAUUUACACUUACUGGCCAAACCUGAGCAUAGAUGAGCUGUAUUUACACUGCACAGGUAAAAGAGGGAUAUCUAAGCCCAGAAUUCUUCAUACCCUGUAAGCCAAGCGCAAGAGAUUGUUUGUUUGUCCAGGGUAAAACGUCAGCCUCAAGUCUUGUCCAGCACAUUAAAAAACAAAAAAAUCAAGAUGGGGCUCAAUCAUAGUCAUUUACCAAUAUCAUAACUGUUUGUAGUACGCAGUGGCGCAGAACUGCAUUAUUGGUUAAAUGCAUAUGACUUGAAUACAUGUACUGCACAGUAAAAUCUUUUCACGACCAAAUUACCAAAUGAACAACAGUCAAAACCGACCUUGCUUUAUUGUUUAAAUACAAACCUUGUAUUAGAAUCUGCAGGAGCUCGUGAGUUGAUCUGCUAAUUAUUACUAACAUAGGUUGUUAUCAGGAUGUACAUUUUAUGUAGAAAUAAUAAAAUACCAAGCACAAUGUUGAGCCCCACACAUACAUAAACAGUAUGUGAAGUGCAGCAUCUACAGUGGGGCAAAUAAGUAUUUAGUCAACCACCAAUUACGCAAGUCCUCCCACUUGAAAAUAUUAGAGA
Corythoichthys intestinalis (scribbled pipefish) is the source of this 3370-nucleotide messenger RNA. RefSeq names its product egl-9 family hypoxia-inducible factor 2 (gene egln2). The transcript is spliced from 6 exons. Gene Ontology annotation, molecular function: ferrous iron binding; peptidyl-proline 4-dioxygenase activity; L-ascorbic acid binding. The coding region runs from base 513 to 2081 and encodes 522 amino acids. Gene Ontology annotation, biological process: cellular response to hypoxia; peptidyl-proline hydroxylation to 4-hydroxy-L-proline. The record is from RefSeq and is a predicted model, not a curated record. Lineage: Eukaryota; Metazoa; Chordata; Actinopteri; Syngnathiformes; Syngnathidae. Gene Ontology annotation, cellular component: cytoplasm; nucleus.